This is a messenger RNA of Podarcis muralis (Common wall lizard), 540 nucleotides long. RefSeq names its product mitochondrial contact site and cristae organizing system subunit 10 (gene MICOS10). NCBI's taxonomy places the organism in Eukaryota, Metazoa, Chordata, Lepidosauria, Squamata, Lacertidae. Gene Ontology annotation, cellular component: mitochondrial inner membrane; MICOS complex; mitochondrion. The record is from RefSeq and is a predicted model, not a curated record.
GCGGGCGGGAAGGCUGAGUGGCAGCUCUCGGAGGGAGCAGGAGGCGGUGGUCAAGAUGGCGUCGGAGGGUGAUUUGGGCAGGAAGUGGGACCGGUGCUUGGCUGACUCCGCCGUCAAGCUGGGUGCUGGCUUUGGGUUGGGUGUCGUCUUCUCGGUCAUCUUCUUCAAAAGGAAGACGUGGCCCAUCACUCUCGGGUCAGGAAUGGGCUUAGGAAUGGCUUAUUCAAACUGCCAGCAUGACUUCCGGUCUCCUUACCUUCUCCACGGGCGGUUUGUCAAGGAGCAAUGACGCAGGCCCGACCCACGCCUCUCUUUUGCCAGAGGAUCAGCGGCACCUUGGCAAUUUCUUGGGAAGGUCGAAGCGUCCCGGCCUUGAGGCAACGGCCUUUGGAAGCGCUCGGCCCGUUGCUCUUUUUUCCCCACGACACCUGGAACCGAAUAUCGUGUUUUUUGUUUUUUUUUUUAAUCCCUCUUUUGGAAACAAAAACGGGGAAGGUGCUGUUCUGGAAAGUGAAAUAAAAACGAGAGUCCACCCCCUUG